AUGGCUGACUCCAGUGACGUAUUUGUUGCUCAGGAGCCAAUUUAUAAUGUUGAUAGUGACGAACUUGAGGCUGAAAGUGAAGACGUUCAAUGUGAUGUGAAUGAAGAUAGUGUCAAUGUUGAAGAUAGAGUGAAUGUGAUUCCCUCUUCAAGUAGUGGUCCGUUAGAGCCAUUCAUUGGUAUGGUUUUUGAGGAGGUCGAAGAUGCCCAAGCAUUUUACAAGGCAUAUGCAAGGCGACAAGGAUUCGCAAUCCGGACGAAUCAUACUCGAUUGUCGAAAGAUGAUAAAACUCUUUGUGCAGUAGAUUAUGUUUGCACGAGGGAAAGAUUUUGA
Molecule: messenger RNA, 333 nt
Organism: Juglans regia (Persian walnut)
Lineage: Eukaryota; Viridiplantae; Streptophyta; Magnoliopsida; Fagales; Juglandaceae
Product: protein FAR1-RELATED SEQUENCE 12-like
Exons: 2
Coding region: 1-333 (110 amino acids)
Source: RefSeq, a predicted model, not a curated record